This is a messenger RNA of Penicillium samsonianum, 1770 nucleotides long. RefSeq names its product GMC family oxidoreductase. Gene Ontology annotation, molecular function: flavin adenine dinucleotide binding; oxidoreductase activity, acting on CH-OH group of donors. The transcript is spliced from 2 exons. The coding region runs from base 1 to 1770 and encodes 589 amino acids. The record is from RefSeq and is a predicted model, not a curated record. NCBI's taxonomy places the organism in Eukaryota, Fungi, Ascomycota, Eurotiomycetes, Eurotiales, Aspergillaceae.
AUGAAGUCUACUAUUAUCACUUCCAUUCUUUUGUCUGUGGCUGCCGUCCAGGCUUAUACCCCGACCGAGCAGCUCGAUGUCCAGUCUCACCUAUUUUCCGACCCCAAAAAGGUUGAGGGAAAGACUUACGACUAUGUCAUUGCUGGUGGUGGUUUGACUGGUCUGACCGUGGCUGCCAAGCUGACCGAGAACCCGAAGAUCAAAGUCCUCGUGAUUGAGAAGGGAUUUUACGAAUCCAACGAUGGACCGAUCAUCCAGGACCCCAACGCCUAUGGUGAGAUCUUUGGAGCUACUGUGGAUCAGAAUUAUCUCACAGUUCCCCUCAUCAACAACCGAACUGGAGAAAUCAAGUCUGGUCUCGGUCUUGGUGGCUCAACCUUGAUCAACGGUGAUUCCUGGACCCGUCCUGACAAGGUCCAGAUCGACUCAUGGGAAAAGGUCUUCGGUAUGGAAGGCUGGAACUGGGACAACGUGUUCGAGUACAUGAAGAAGGCUGAGCGCUCGCGCCCCCCCACUGCCGCCCAGAUCGAGGCUGGUCACUUCUACGAGCCUGCCUGCCAUGGAACAAACGGUACCGUCCAUGCCGGCCCUCGCGACAACGGCAAGCCUUGGUCCCCACUGAUGCGAGCCCUCAUGAACACCGUCUCUGCUUUCGGUGUCCCCAUCCAGAAGGAUUUCCACUGCGGUCACCCCCGUGGUGUCUCCAUGAUCCCGAACAACCUCCACGAGAACCAGAUCCGGGCUGAUGCCAUCCUGACUGGCCAGAAGGUUGGAAAGGUUCUGUUCAACCAGACCGCCUCUGGCCCUAAGGCUGUUGGUGUGAACUUCGGUACCAACAAGGCUGUUAACUUCAAUGUCUACGCCAAGCAGGAAGUUCUGUUGGCCGCCGGAUCUGCCAUUUCUCCUUUGAUCCUCGAGUACUCCGGUAUUGGUACCAAGUCUGUCCUUGACAAGGCCGGCGUUAAGCGGAUCCUCGAACUCCCUGUUGGUCUCAACAUGCAAGACCAGACCACUACCACUGUUCGCUCCCGCGCCAACAACGCACCUGGACAAGGUCAGGCCGCUUACUUCGCCAACUUCACCGAGGUUCUCGGUGACCACGCUGCCCAGGGUAUUGAGCUGCUGAACACCAAGCUUGGCCAGUGGGCUGAGGAGACCGUUGCCCGCGGUGGUUUCCACAACGUGACUGCCCUCAAGAUCCAGUACGAGAACUACCGUAACUGGCUCCUUGAUGAGGAUGUUGCUUUCGCCGAGCUCUUCUUCGACACCGAGGGCAAGAUCAACUUCGAUAUCUGGAACCUUAUCCCCUUCACUCGUGGUUCCGUCCACAUUCUCAGCAGCGACCCUUACCUCUGGCAAUACGCCAAUGACCCCAAGUUCUUUAUGAACGAGCUGGAUCUUCUCGGGCAGGCCGCUGCCACCAAGCUGGGUCGUGACCUCUCCAGCGCCGGUGAGAUGAAGAAGUACUACGCUGGCGAGACCAUCCCCGGCGACAACCUGUCCCAGGAUGCCACUGUUGAGGAGUGGGAGGACUACGUCCUGAUGAACUUCCGUCCUAACUGGCACGCUGUCUCUACCUGCUCCAUGAUGGCCCGCGAGCUUGGUGGUGUCGUCGACGCUACUGCCAAGGUCUACGGUACCCAGGGUCUCCGUGUCAUUGACGGCUCCAUCCCUCCUACUCAGGUCUCCUCGCACGUCAUGACCGUUUUCUACGGUAUGGCCUUGCGGAUCGCCGAGGCUGUUCUUGAGGACUACGCCAAGAAGCCUUAG